UGAAGUCAACCCCCGCAAGUGACUAUUUCGCUUGAACUUCGAUCAUGUUUUGCAGCUGGAAUCAACCAGCGCCGAUACAUUUUAUGAAAGGGAGGUCUGUUUCUGCUUGGAUUAUGUUGAUCUAGGAUAAAAACGUGUACCACGACAUAUCUUUACACUGUGGUGGUAUUUUGUUUUAUAUAUAUUUAUCUUGAUAUUAGUUUUUAUGUAAGCUUUACAUGACCACUUUCACAACAGACAUGAAUGUCGAUGCUACCAUGGAUUCUCUUAUGUAUCCAAAAUUGGUGAACAAACCAUCGAUUGCAAAAAUUGAACAAGAUUUUCUGGACUGCCUAGAGAAAUUAAAACAAGAGUUUACAGAAACUGGAUGCCCUGUAACAGAUGAUUGUCAAAAUCUCCAGAAAACCUGUGCCAAAUUGGAGUAUUUGUUGUCUUAUGAAAUGAAAGAACAUACCAGUCUGUUAGGCCGGAAGAAAAAUUACUGGGAUUACUUCUGUGAGUGCCUUGCUCCCAGUAAAGGACUCAGAGAUGGCUUGAAAUAUGUCAAAUCUCUUAAGGAGUAUCGCACAGCCUUAGGUAAAGGAAGAGCAUUGAUUCGGUUUGCCCUUGUCCAUAAACGACUUGCAGAUACAAUCCAACAGUGUGUUUCAAAUGGCCGUAUCACAAGUGAAUGGUUUUAUCCAUCAUCUCCUUGGUUACAACACAAACACAGUUCGGCAAUUAUAAAUGCACUGUAUGACAUCAAUGAUGUAAACUUCGAUUUAAUUCCUACAGGUUAUGAUUUAGACAACUCAUGGCCUUCAUUUGCCAGAAAGACAAAUGGCAGCUAUUCCUGGAAUCCGCCCAGUAGAACAUCCAGUAUGAGCAGUCUCCUCAGUAUUCCAAGCAUACAACAGGAUAGCCCAUCUUCCAAAAUAGAUGUUGCUUCCUCCUUUACUGAAUCCAUUGAUGAACAGUACAUGUCCCCUCGAGAAACAAAUUCUAAUGUCUCCUGUUCAGAACUGUACUCUAAAAUUGAAGAAUUAGAAGAGGAAAAGUUCACUACAAGUCAGGAGGUGGCUCUUUGGGUUAAGAGACUUAAUGAGAUGAAAGAAAAAUACAGAACACUGAAACAAGAGUAUGAUAGUCUGAGUAUGGAAUUCAGCAGUUCACAGCAAGCCUGGCAAGAUGAAAAAGACAGAUUAGAUUUAGAACGCAGAAAUCUUACGGAAGGUCUCAAGUCUCUCCAGGACAAAUUAACUGAGAUAGAACAUGAACACGAACAGAUUGUUAAUACUAACAAAUCCAGAAUAGAAGUCCUGGAGAAGGAGAAAGCUAUUCUGGAACAUCAAAUAAAUAGUCUCAAGUCAACAGAGGUUGAAUUUGCUGAAUCAACGGCAGUUCAAGAAGAACAGUUUCAGUCUUUGUCGUCAUCGCAAGAAAAUGAAAAUGAUGAUAAUGAUAUUAAUGAAGAUGAUGAUGAUGUUCAUGAUAAUGUUGUUGUUGAUGAUGAUGAUGAUGAUGAUGAUGUCGUUGAUAAUGAAGACAGUGUAGAAUAUCUGAAGCAUGAAUAUGAAAAGAUCUUAUGGGAAAAUCGACGUCUGCAGCGGAAAUGUGAAGAUUUUGAAGAGGUGCAACGAGAACUGCACAGGCAGAAUGAAGAGCUUGUGAUGCUACAACAGUCGGUUGAAGAGAAGGCUGAGCUGUUAAACAAAUACCAGCAACAAUCUCAGCAACUAAAAUCUACCUUGAAUAAUCUUUUAGAUUUUGAUUCUAUUGUUGAUCAGGAUUAUAUUUCUAACUUUGAAUCCCUAGAUGACGACUUGAAUGAUACUGUAGAAAAACUGUUUGAGUUUGUGAAAGAGGCUAAAAAUCUAAAUUCUGAAGGAAGAUUUCAUCAACAAGAACCUAAUAAGGAAAUUCUAGCACAAAUAUCAUUGUUAAAGUCAGAAUUGGAAGGUUCUAGAUCACAAAAUGCAGAAUUGCAAAAACAAGAAUCUGAUUUCAGUGAGAAAAUGGAAAAAAUGUCAUCUGAGAAUUCUUAUUUGAAAGAAUGUAUUCAAAAGUUAGAAUGUGAUUUAGAAAUAAAAGAUAAAGAAUAUAAUACAUUAGAAGAAAGGAAUAAAGCUUCCAAUGAUGAGAUUAGCAAUUUUGGCUGUGAAAGAGAAAAUAUGAUUCUUCAAAAUGAAGAGCUGAGUGAAAAACUGCAUUCUUUGGAAAAUAAUCACAAGGAAUUGAUGGCUAAACACUUUGCUCUUCAAUCUGAACUCGAUGAAUAUAAGGAACAGUAUGAGAUGCAAAUAUCUGUAAUAAAUGCCAAGCAUAAAGAAACAGAACAACAACUGCUGAGUUCUAAAGAAAAAUUCCAAACCAAGCUAAAUGAAGUUUUAGAGGAAAACCAAAACCUUACAAAAGAAAUGGAAAAUGUGAAGAAACAAGCAGCUGAUUUACAUGUGAAAGUAGUAAAAUCUGAAACAGAAAAGAUUGACUUGCAGCAAGAACUUGAUCAAGUUAUGUCAGAAAAUACAAAAUCAAAUGAUAUGCGAAUAACAUUGCAGUCUGUGAUAGAUUCUCUACAAGUUGACAAAGACCACUUGAUUGAAGAGAAGAAACUCUUGCAGUUAGCGGAGCAAGAUUUCAAGGACAGUUUACUAGAGAAAGAAGAGACUAUUGAAAAUUUGAGAAAAGAAUUUGCAGAAAGCCAAGAAUCAAUUUCUUCUGAGCUGAAUUUAGUGAAAGAAGAAUUGUCUGCAGCCCAUUUCCAGUUGAGUGCCCAGCAACUUCAGCAUCAAAAGUCUGUGGAGACUAUGAGUAACAAAGAACGGGAACUACAAGACAGCAAUAAAACAGUGAAAGAGAAAGAAGAUAUUCUCAGACACUUACAAGAAGAAAAAGAACAAUUGGAAAUCACAAUGAAGAAUCAGGUGGCAUGUUUACAUGAAAUGUUGGAGAAAACACAAGCUGAACUGAAAACUUCAGAAGAAGAAUACGGCAAACUCCAGGACAAAUAUGAAAUGACAAGCCAAUGUUAUGAAGAAAAAACCAAGGCAAGUUUUAUCAAUGUGUUCAUUUUGCUUUUUUUUUUAGCAUUCUGUUCUUUUGUGUUUUGUGACCUUGCUUGCUUGCACCACUAAGUGUUA
Molecule: messenger RNA, 3119 nt
Organism: Octopus sinensis (East Asian common octopus)
Lineage: Eukaryota; Metazoa; Mollusca; Cephalopoda; Octopoda; Octopodidae
Product: FYVE and coiled-coil domain-containing protein 1
Exons: 13
Coding region: 219-3113 (964 amino acids)
Biological process (GO): positive regulation of autophagosome maturation; plus-end-directed vesicle transport along microtubule
Cellular component (GO): lysosome; autophagosome; late endosome
Source: RefSeq, a predicted model, not a curated record